AUGCCGAACGCGGUCCCCGUGAACCUCGACGCGUUCGUCCUCGACGCGCUCAAGCGCGGCGGCGUCCUCGCGCGAGCGGUCGAGGUGCAUCACGACGCGAUCGUCGUUCAGCCGAACGCGUGCGCGAUCCCUGUCACGGUGCGCACGCGCGGGCCGCCCGCGUACAUGCGCGAGGAGGACGACGCCGCCGCCGCCGCCGCCGCCGCUUCCAGAAGUGCGACGGCGUUCCAGCACCUGGUCAUCAAGACCGUGGACCUGAACGUCGUGACGUUCAGGGACGACGCCGCGCGCGAUCGAACGCGCAGAUCGUUCGCGAACGAGUGCGCGUUUUAUCGCGACGCGCGCGGAAACGACUCGAGUCGCGCGCCGUGCGUGACGUACGAUCCCGCCGCGGACGGGUGGGCGAUCCCGAGCACGACGCUCGUCGAGGGCGACCAUCACGGCGACGCGUUCGUAAUCGUCAUGUCCGACGCGCACGGCGGCGACCGAAGCGCGGCGGGGGCGCGGCGUUUGGGCGAAGUUCACGAGACGCUCGUGCACGGCGACCUGAAAGCCGCGAACGUCAUCUUCCCGAUACACGCCGUCGACGCGUCCGACCCCGCGGCGGAGGGCGACCCCGAUCCCGAUCCGGUGGUGAUCGACUGGCAGUGGGUCGGGCCCGGCGCCGUCGCGCACGACCUGCUGUACUUUCUCGCGACGUCGCUGUCCAUGGACGCUCUGACGCGCGUGGACGAGCUCGUGGAGGCGUACCACGCGGAGUUGACGCGACGGCUGAGGGCGCGCGGGCAUCACGCCGCCGCGGACGCGUUCACGGCGACGGAUUUGAGAGAGGAUUUGGACGUGCACGCGGCGGAUUAUCUCAGGCGCGUUCUAGCUAUCGCGGAAGUGCUGGGCGUCUCGCUGCUGCUCGCGGACGUCGCGGGGGGGAUCAUACGCGACGUCGCGUCCGGGUCCUCCGGAGAAGAUUGUUUUACUUCUUUUGGCGGGAAAGGCGGCGAAAAGCGCGUGAAGGACAAGGCGGCAAACGGCGGGCAAACGGCGGUCAAAUCAUCAAACGGAUUCGCGACGGACCCGCAGACCGCGGCGGACCGUCGCUCGGAGCGGAUGAUCUGCGACGCGCUGCGUCGAAAGUUUGGCGACGCCGUCGUCGUGCUGGGCGAGGAAGCUCUCGAGGGCGCCCUCGACGAGAACCCCGGCGGCGACGGCGACGUCGUCGACGAGGCGAUCUCGAUGGAGGACCUCGACGUCGCCGCCGCGCAGGUGGCGGCGUGGGAGAUUCAGUUACCGACGACGAAUUCGUCGUCGUCCGGCGGCGGACAGGGCGGCGAGAUAACCGUGUGGGUCGACCCUCUGGACGGCACCAGGGAGUACGUCGAAGGACCGGAGCACCGCGGCGGCGUGACGUCGCUCAUCGGCAUCGCCGUCGACGGCGUCCCCGUCGCGGGCGUGAUCCACCAACCCUUCGUCGGCGGCGACCGUGGACGCACGCUGUGGGGCGGCGUCGGGUUCGGGGUGUGGUCGCACGCCCCGACGACGAAGAAGUUCGGCGGCGACGGCGGCGCGCUCGCCGCGACGCCCGUGCAUCCGCCCGCGCGCGCGCCCGACGCGUCGGCGUUCAAGCUCACCGUCGCGACGACGCGGUCGCACGCGGGCCCCGCGAUCGAGCGCGCGAUCGAGCGUCUGAAACCCGACGCGGUCGUCCGCGUCGGCGGCGCGGGGGGUAAGAUCGCGCUGAUGCUCGACGGCUGCGUCGACGCGUGGGUGUUCCCGAAGCCGGGGACGAAGCGGUGGGACACGUGCGCGGGGGAGGCGCUGCUGCGGGCGCUGCAGACGCCGGGCGGGGUGGGGCGCGGGGGGUGGCUGGUGGACGCGAAGCGCGGGAACGCGUACGCGUACGGCGGGGAAGAGAGAGGCGCGCCGGGGAACGUCGACGGCGUCGUGGCGGCGGCGGACGGCGCGCUGUUCGGGACGGUGGCGAGGGCGCUCGGGUGGUAG
Messenger RNA from Micromonas pusilla CCMP1545, 1995 nucleotides. RefSeq lists its product as uncharacterized. The transcript is spliced from 4 exons. The record is from RefSeq and is a predicted model, not a curated record. NCBI's taxonomy places the organism in Eukaryota, Viridiplantae, Chlorophyta, Mamiellophyceae, Mamiellales, Mamiellaceae. The coding region runs from base 1 to 1995 and encodes 664 amino acids.